UGAAUUUGAGACCUGUAGCUGUGGAGCAUCAACUCCAACGGAUCUCAUAUCUGGAACUUGUGACUUCAUUUUCGCAUGAUUUACUGCGUCUUUUUGCAAGGACUUGCAAGUGCAUGCAAUAGGCUUUAUCGUUUGGUCUAGAUGCUACCCAAAAAACUACAUCCGUACAGUUCGAUCAAUGUGAUCUAGACCAUAGCCAGCCAACCUACAUGGUCUGGUAAUUUGUUUAUGGAAGGUAUCCUGACGUAGAGGCUGACAUUAUUUUAGUUUCAGCGCAUAACUAGGCAAACAUUUCGUGUGAUGGGACUCUCCAAACUCUGAAGGAGUGUCACUGAAGUGGGAAGACUAGGAAAACGAGAGGACUAGAGGAGAAAGAUGGAGCCCAUAUCUUUAGAUGGGGCUGCAACAGUGGAGGAGCUGGUGGAAGCGUGCAUCCAAGCCUUCAAUGAGAAGGGCACUUUGAAGGACCCCUCCGUAGUGCGCAUGUUCCUCAUGAUGCACCCGUGGUACCUCCCGUCCACCGACAUGGCUAAGAAACUACUGCUCAAAUCGCAGGAGGAGAGCUGUUCUGCUGAACGCAGGACAAGAAUCUGCCACCUGGUGAAGUACUGGAUUUCGGAGUUCCCGGCAGAGUUCAAUCUGAACCCAGAACUGGCAGAGCAGAUUAAAGACCUCAAGGACCUAUUGACCACUGAGGGGAACGAGCGCCAGAGUCAGCUCAUCGACAUCGACAGUGUACCGUCGUACAAAUGGAAGCGUCAGGUGACCCAGCGGCAACCCUCUAUGUCCAAGAAGAGGAAGAUGUCUCUGCUGUUUGACCACCUGGACUCCUGUGAGCUGGCCACACACCUCACCUACCUGGAGUACAAGUCAUUCUGCAAGAUACUGUUCCAGGACUACCACAGCUUUGUGAUGCAUGGCUGCACGGUGGACAACCCCAUCCUGGAGCGCUUCAUCACCCUGUUCAACAGUGUGUCUCAGUGGAUCCAGCUGAUGGUGCUCAGCAAGCCCACCGCCCCCCAGAGGGCUGCUGUCAUCUCCCACUUCAUCAGGGUGGCUCAGAAACUGCUCCAGCUUCAGAACUUCAACACUCUGAUGGCGGUGGUGGGGGGGCUCAGUAACAGCUCUAUAUCUCGCCUCAAAGACACCCAGUCACACAUCAGCAACGAGACCAACAAGGUGUUCAACAGCCUGAUCGAGUUAGUGACGUCUUGUGGGAACUACAGCCAGUACCGCCGCCGCUUCUCCGAGUGCACAGGCUUCCGCUUCCCCAUCCUGGGCGUGCACCUCAAGGACCUGAUUGCCGUGCAUGUGGCGCUGUCCGACUGGGCCGACCCGGGCAAGAGCAGGGUCAACCUGGCUAAGUGUCAACAGCUGUAUGCCAUCCUCCAGGAGCUGGCGUUGAUCCAGACCACACCGCCCACCAUUGAUUCCAACACUGACCUGCUCAAUCUACUCACAGUGUCUCUGGACCAGUACCACACCGAGGAGGAGAUCUACCAGCUGUCUCUACAGAGAGAGCCACGCAGUGCUAAACCAGCAAACUCUGGCCCUGCCCCUGCCCCUGCUCCCGCCCCCAAGCCCUCUAUGAUUGACGAGUGGGCAGCAUCUGUGAAGCCCAAAGCAGACCCUGCGGUCAUCAACAAACACAUAGAGAAGAUGGUGGACUCUGUCUUCAAGAACUUUGACACGGACGGGGAUGGUCACAUCUCCAGGGAGGAGUUUGAGAUCAUCAGGGACAACUUCCCCUACCUCAGCAAGUUUGGAGAACUGGACAAGAACCAAGAUGGGAAGAUCAGCAGAGAGGAGAUGAUUGACUAUUUCAUGAAGGCCAGCUCUCUGCUCAACUGUAAGAUGGGCUUCAUCCACACCUUCACAGAGACCACCUACGUCAAGCCCACCUUUUGUGAACACUGCACUGGCUUUAUAUGGGGCUUCUACAAACAGGGAUACAAGUGUAAAGCUUGUGGAAUUAACUGUCACAAGGCGUGUCAAGGUCGUCUGGCGGUGGAGUGUCGUAAACGGACCAAGAGCAUUAGCCACGAGCACGCACCCUCUCUCCAGGCACGCUCCUACAGCUUCCCCCCUCCGGCCAACAGCCCACCCAGCCUACAGAACACAGUGAUUGUAGAGGAAGACCUAGAGGCUGUGGAGGAAGGAAUGUUUGAUAUCCAUCUAUAACCAGAAGUCUGCAUUCAGCCUAACACAGCUGGGAGGAAACAACAGAAGAUGUGAGCCAGAAGCAUAGCCUACUAUGGCGGCCUUAGUGCUGGAGUCUGUUCAGAAGGGUGCAAUCUGUCAUCUGUCAACAGACACGAUUCCCUCUUCUAUAUGACCGACAAUCAUAUCUCCUCUACGUAAUGGAUUUCUGAGUCUGAACAUUGCGUGUAGAAAUGUAAUGAAUAGAGCAGACGCGAUUUCCUCUUCUUUGACAGAAAAUCAUGUCUGCUCUUUUCAUUCCAUUUCUAUAUGCAACGUUCAGACUGUCUCGGAUAGAAAUUCAUUGUGUAGAAGAGGGACUGGUGUAAGCUCUUCAUUCCAUUUCUAUCUGCAGUGUUCAGCGUGUUUCACAUCACUGACUGAACACCCCCGGUGAGACUUCCAGAGAGAGAGAAGAAAUUGCACUGAACCCAACACAGGAUACAGACAUGCUGUCACAUCGUGGACAAAAACUGCAACUGCAUAUCUUCAAGCACUCAACACUUCUUCCUCUGUGUAUCUCAACUCCCUUUAAACAAGUGAAUGUGAUUUUUGACGAAAAUAUCUUUCUAUGUUAAAUCUGCAUUUUAGAUUCUGGAUAUGGGCCCAUUUUUUCAUCUCUUACAUAGUUUUAAGCACUGAAUAUAGAAAAAAAAUCCACAUAAUUGUAUUUUCAGGGUAGAGAUGUCAUUGGGUUAGUGUAAUGUUAUUGCCUCCAAGUUUCAGUGGUGUUGUGUUUUCAGUGCAUUUAGCUGUACAUUCUUCUAAAUUACUAACCUAAAUGUCUCUCCAAAAUACAAGAGGUGCUGUUGUUGCCAAGAAAGAAUGUAUAGGCUAGAUGCCACCCGGACUUCCGUCUUUCUGAGAAAGCUUUGCUUUUGUCUUAGUCGUUUGUCAUCUUGUUGAUUUUAGUGAAUGGUAUGAGAGAAAUUUCAAACACCCAUGUGUUCGAUGUCCGAGAUGAAAUGUUUCAGCUCCCGAUCUAACUGUUGACUGCAUUCCUGCAUUGGGAAUCUCACUUGGAUCUAUCUCGACAGCAACAAUAUCAACGACCCGAAUAGACUGUGGGAAAAGUCCAGAAUUUGAAUAUCAUUUGAAUGCUGACGUAUUUCCCGCCCUCCUGUUACCUGAAUAUUAAUGACUGUUCUAUGGUAAUUUGACUGUGGUGCGUAAAGCAUGGUAUGUGGUUAUUAUGGUCUGUCUCGGUGCAUGGGCCACUGUACCUUUCCUCUCUGUAACUUUGGAUGUAGUUUGAAACAGUGACUAUUAUAUAUCGUCCUGAGAUUUGAACUCUAUUUUAUGAGACAUGUUAAAGCCUGUAUUUUAUCCUUCUGAGACCCAGUAAAAAAAAAAAGGGAUGGAAAAAGGGGUGUUUUGUGGGGGUGUACAAAGAAAAUAAUUUGAACAAAUAUUGUUUAUUUGAUGUGCACUGUAGUGGAUAUAAGCGGGUGAUAGUAAAUAUGGAACAGUACAGUAAGUGAAGAGCAUAGUUUUGAUGUCCACUACAGAGGACUUUAAUGAACGCGCUCUUAUUGUUUAUUUUCUUCUUUUUUUUUAACCAAGGAGAGAAAGUUGCAUGUGAUAUCAUUGAAACUCCCAUAACGUCCUCUCAAAGGUAGAACAGCACAUAAAGUAACUGACCUGUGAUUCCAGAUUUGUAUGAAAUGUGACCUAUGAUUAAUUACAAUAUGAGUCAAAUAGUUUACCUUAAAAAAAAAAAAUGUAAUUAAGUAUGUUUAAAAUAAGCUUUUUUUGUGUUCAAAUGGUGUGGCCAUUUUACCCGGUCAUAACAACAACAAAAAAAUAUGAUGAACAUAGAUCGCUGAUUGGCCAGCUCAUCUUCCGCUGGUGUAUGACAAUCAUACGCUGAGGAAAUAACAUGCAUUUAAAAAAAAAAAAACAGUUUUGUUUGAGAUACACAUUUUUUGAAGUGUGUUUUUUAUUUUGUAUUUUUUUAUUUUUUUUUUACAAUUUAUGCUUUGGCUACAUCGGAGUAUAGGACAAGUCAACUACAUUAUUUGGGUUUGAGUUAACAGAAUAUGAACUUUUAAAUGUUUUUAACAUGUAUGGCCUCUGAGAUAAGGACCAAAAAUGAAUGUCCAUGAAGAGUGGAUAAAAAGGAAUUGCUGGGCAUUAGGAGGAUAUGAAAUAUGCUUCUGAUUCCAACGAGGUGAUCCACUCUUGCCAAAUGUCUUUUCUGUGUAUUUUUAUGUAGCACGCAUAUAUAUCUUUUUUUUAUGGUAAUAUGAAAUCCUAUAGGCGAGUGUCCUAAAUGUAGUAGUUUGGGGUCUAUAAGAGCCCUACAGUGGAGGUGUCAUAAUACCCAUAAAACCUAGCGGUCAACAGAGAAAUUUGUUUUUCCGCCAUACAAUUUUUCCCAAUGGGGAUUUUAGAAACGCUUCAAAUAAGAGUCAGGUUUUGUGUAGGCUUACCCUGGUGUGAUGUGUAAAUAUCUCCUGGACAAGGUAACUUUUGUCAAUAUAUUUGGCUCUAUUUACUCUCGUAUUUGAAAAAUACUAAUUAGCGACAAAGUAGACAUCAUGCAAAACUAAAAAUCCAUUCAAGCUCCUGCACGUCAUCUCUAGCUGACACCUUUGCUAACAGGUAUAGAGUCAAUUUAAAACUCACACAAGACAGUUCACAGAAUUGUCCACAUAAAGAAAUGUAGCCAAUGUAUUAAUUACUAAAUGUUAGCUGACAUUAGAUAGUUCAUCCAGAGAUUUAUACCUUUGCCUUGAUUUGCGACAGUCUUGUCCAGAUCAUCAUGGCCUUGUAGUUCUUUUAUGAUAGCCACAUUAGCAGCUAAUUAGCAUUUCAUUUUUGGGGAUUAAAUACAGGUUAAUAUUUUUUUAUAAAAGUCACCUUGUCCUAGAGAGAUUUACACGGUUGUCAAAACGUCACGCCAGGGUAAGCCGACACGAAACACAGACCUUAUUUGAAGUGUUUUUAAAAUACCCUUUGGGGAAAAAUGAAUGGUGGAAAAACAAUUGGAACCAUUAACCUGUUUGACUGCUAGGUUUUCUGGGUAUUAUGACUCAUACCCUCUGAGGAAUACGAGUUUGAGUCCCCCAUUGUCGGCUGCUUUGUACCUUUGAAUGAAGUUCUUCCUCUGAAUGGCUUUCAUUAAUACUGAAUAGUAUAUCCUGCUUCUUUCCACAAAACCAAACUUCCAACCUGCCCUUGUCAGUCUGUCCUGGACAAGGUUCUCCAUUGUUACCGUAAGUGAACGAAUGAACACUUUAAACUGAUAUCAUGUAAGUAAUUAUUUGGAUAUAUAUCAGCUUUUUCUUAAGUGUUAAAUGCGGAAUGCAUCGCUAUACUAUGUUUUAAAUAAGGAUUUACAACAUGACUAGCAGCACUGCUACCCAAUAAAGCAUUGUCUCGUUC
Molecule: messenger RNA, 5586 nt
Organism: Oncorhynchus keta (chum salmon)
Lineage: Eukaryota; Metazoa; Chordata; Actinopteri; Salmoniformes; Salmonidae
Product: RAS guanyl-releasing protein 2-like
Exons: 17
Coding region: 376-2181 (601 amino acids)
Biological process (GO): positive regulation of GTPase activity; Ras protein signal transduction
Cellular component (GO): plasma membrane
Molecular function (GO): guanyl-nucleotide exchange factor activity; calcium ion binding
Source: RefSeq, a predicted model, not a curated record